Molecule: messenger RNA, 3349 nt
Organism: Cicer arietinum (chickpea)
Lineage: Eukaryota; Viridiplantae; Streptophyta; Magnoliopsida; Fabales; Fabaceae
Product: pentatricopeptide repeat-containing protein At5g15010, mitochondrial
Molecular function (GO): protein binding
Source: RefSeq, a predicted model, not a curated record
AAGGCUCUUAACCUUGUGGUCGUGGGUUCGAGCCCCACGGUGGGCGAAAUUUUUUUAAUUUUUUAUUUUUCCGCCGUAAACACAUAUCACGCCUUCUUCCACCACCAUCUCGAAUCUUUACCAUCGAACAAGACCCUACGGUCAAGCGAUUUUUUUUUUUUGUUUGAUUUUUUCGUUACCCCGUGAACACAUAUCAGCGCCUUCUUCCACCACCAUUUCGAGUCUCACCAUUGAACAAGACCCUACGCUCUAGCGAUACAUCCCUUACGCCCGCCAACUGUUUGAAAAAAUCUCUGAAUCAGACAUUGUCUCAAAAAAACCAAUCAUCAAUGGCGUUUCGGUGUUUGGGCUUGCAAUGUCUGCUGCAACUGUCAAAACCCAACCACACUCUUCCUUCCAUAUCAUCAUCACUCAUACCAUUACUGCAUAUCUCAUCGCUCCAUACUCCCCAAAAUUCUUCACACCUUGACGAACGCCUCGUUCUCCAUCAAAUCUCUCAACUUUUACCAAUAUCCACUUCCAAAAACCGAGAAUCAUCGGUAUCAGAAUCUAAAUCUGUUGAUGGGUUUUUGUCCCCUGAAGAUAAACUGCGAGGUAUUUUUCUUCAAAAGCUAAAGGGUAAGACUACAGUUGAACAGGCUUUAUCCGGUGUGUGUGUUGAUGUGAAUGCUGAUAUUAUUGGUAGGGUAUUGAACUAUGGGAAUUUAGGUGGUGAAGCUAUGGUUACAUUUUUUAAUUGGGCCCUCAAACAACCAAUGGUGCCUAAUGAUGUUGGUACCUACCAUGUCAUUGUUAAGGCACUAGGAAGAAGGAAAUUUUUCGUUUUUAUGAUGCAAGUUUUAAAUGACAUGAGGUUGAAUGGUAUAAAAGCUGAUUUGUUCAUGUUAUCCAUUGUUAUUGAUAGUUUUGUCAAUGCUGGUCAUGUGUCUAAAGCAAUUCAGGUGUUUGGGAACUUGGAUGAUCUCGGCCUUGAUCGCGAUACUGAGGCUUUGAAUGUGCUUUUGUCUUGCCUUUGUCGACGCUGUCACGUGGGUGCCGCAGCUUCUGUUUUUAAUUCAAUGAAAGGGAAGGUGAUUUUUAAUGUUGCCACAUAUAAUGUUGUUGCUGGUGGUUGGUCUAAGUCAGGUAGGGUGAAUGAGAUUGAGAGAGUUAUGAAGGAAAUGGAAGUUGAGGGGUUUUCUCCUGAUUUCACGACAUAUGCUUUCUAUCUUGAGGGUUUGGGUAGAGCAGGUAGAAUGGAUGAGGCUGUUCAGGUUUUCUGUAAUAUGAAGGAGAAAGACACUACUACCUAUAAUGCAAUGAUUUUUAAUUUCAUUUCGAUUGGUAACUUUGAUGAAUGUAUGAAGUAUUAUAAUGAGAUGUCGAGUGAUAAUUGUGAACCUAACAUCGAUACAUAUACUAGAAUGAUUACUGCUUUUCUCAGAACAAGGAAAGUGGCGGAUGCACUUUUGAUGUUUGAUGAGAUGUUAAGGCAAGGAGUUGUGCCUCCUACUGGGACUAUAAGCUCCUUCAUCAAACGUUUAUGCAGCUAUGGUCCACCAUAUGCUGCUAUGAUGAUCUACAAGAAAGCAAGAAAAUUAGAGUGUAAGAUAUCAAUGGAAGCUUAUAAGCUAUUGCUUAUGCGUCUUUCUAAGUUUGGAAAAUGUGGAACAUUGUUAAGUGUCUGGCAGGAGAUGCAAGAAUGUGGGUAUAGUUCAGACAUUGAAGUCUAUGAGUACAUAAUCAGUGGCCUUUACAACAUAGGACAACUGGAAAAUGCUGUUCUUGUCAUGGAGGAGGCUUUGCGCAAAGGGUUCUGCCCAAGCAGGCUUGUUUAUAGUAAACUAAGUAACAAGCUGCUUGCUUCAGACAAAACAGAGAGGGCUUACCGGCUUUUUUUAAAGAUUAAACAUGCCCGUGCACUUAAAAAUGCGAGAAGUUAUUGGCGCUCUAAUGGUUGGCACUUUUGAGGCUCUUGAAAUGGAUCCUCUUGUUUGCUUUUCACAUAUCUCUGGUCUUUGGCUACUUCCUCGGGGUCAAGAAUUUGUGACAUUUUAUUUUGGUUUUGCCGAGCAAAUGGAAGUAACAUUGUUUCAACGAUCCAGAGGCAAUUUGGUACGAGCUACUUUCCUUUAGGUAUGGCCCUUUAAGCCCCAAAACCACAAAUACAAGGUCUGUAAGUCAUGGUCAUAGAAAAUAUUUAUGGUGGCGAGAUGUGAUGACUACUGGUUGUAAGGUAGAUCAUAAUUCUUGUUGGUUUCCUACAAAUCUUUGUUGUGUAUUGGGUAAUGGGGAGCUUAUUAAAUUUUCGGGAGAUCAAUGAUUAGGGAAUAAGCCAUUGAGGGAGUUUCCAGUUUUGUACAAUAUUUCAACUUUGAAGGAUGGUUGUGUAGCCGAGAUGGGGGACUGGUAUAGUUCUGAUUGGGAUUGGAAUUGGGGUAGUAAUCUUGUUGCCGAGGCUUUACAAUAAGCUAGCACUCUGCGAGCUUUCCUCUCAGGGAUGAGCCCGCAGCCUCAGCAUAUCAAUAAGUGGUAUUGGCUGCACAAUAAAGUGGUGGGAUUUACUGUCAAGUCGACAAGUCGUGCUAUGCAGUGUUAAGCUCAACUUUAGGUAUACAUAUUUGGUUCUCAAUGACAGAAGAAGUAAGGUACUGCAGUGCAUUUGGAAAAUUGCUGUGCCAUCGAAGAUUCAAGUAUUCGGGUGGAAACUAAUUUUGUCCAGGUUUUCCACUAGAGAUGGAUUGAUAAAAGGGGUGUUUUGAUACAGCAAUUCAGUGUUGCCUUUGUACUUUUGCUUCAGUGAAAAUGAAUCUUGCAGCCACCUUUUUGUCAGUUGCAGGUUUACAUUUAGAACGUAUAUAAAAUAUAUCUUAAAAGGAAACUUAGUGAUUGCCUUGGCUUAAAUAAUCUUGUUGUUUAAUUACUUUAUUUGAGUUUUGAGCACAGCUAUCGUGAUACACUACAAGUCUUCGAUGAUUUUACAAAAUAAAGUGGCAAACUCCAUCAUGUUAACAGGCUCUGGAAAGACAAUCAAUAUUAAAGAAAUUGUGGAUUGAGAAUUUGAGAUUGUUACUGAUCACUCUUCAAUUUUUGUAUCACUCUAGCUCUUGUAGACCCACACAUUCAAGUGGUCACUAUUGUAGAGGAUUAAAUUAAAUAUUAGGCCACAUCAAAUACAAAUAACCAUGGAUGGUGACUAGGGGGAGAGCUAAAAAGUGCAUGACUAUGUGGCAUACUCAUCCUCUCUGUGAGAUAAUUUCCAGUGAUAAUCGUUAGAUGUUCAUGUCUCUUAUAUCUCAAACAAUUUGUUUGCAACACUAUUACAAGGGACAAUGUAUUAAUGUAAUAUGUUGUGCAUCUGUCAAUCUCA